AAAAUAGUGAAUAGGCUCAAUAAGUUAGUAGCAAAAAUUGGAUACCCUUCUCCCUCGUAAAGGAAACGUUUCGUUGUAUUGUCCAUUCUCGUUUUGGUCGCAACAAGUCGUCGCAAAGCCAAGAGAGCAACAAAAAGAAAAUCCCAACCUCGGAGCUUCGCUCUCUUCUUUGUUUCCAUCCCCUUCAUCCAUCAAGGAAUCGCCAGAAAGAAUCUCGUCUUCUGAAACUCCCCUGAGUUGGUGGUGGUGGAGGUGUUAUACAAGAUGGGGAAAGGGCGCAUCGAUAUGGAUGCAAUGACUCGUCGUCUAAAGAACCGUGAGAGGCAACGUAGAUACAGGGCACGCAAACGCCUUGAAGCAGAUAUGGACAACGGUUCAAGGGUGGUGAGCCGGCCCAUGCAUGUACAACCGGAGGUUAUAGUAGAAAACCGUCAAGAAAUGAGUUAUGUGCCUCGUGUUCAUUCGACUCGAAAAUGGAAGAAGGAUGCAAGAAGAAGAAUAACUCAUUUAGGUACUAGUUCUGCAGAUAAACGUGCUGCUGCUGUAAUCUCUGAUCUGGCCACCUCAAAUAAUGGAAAAUCAGCACAGCCAAUUUCGACAUCUGAUGUUCAGGUGGCAAGCAAUGGACUCAACAAGCCAAAGCUUGGUCGAAGAAACUGGAAGGCCGAAGCGAGGAACAAGAAGUGAUAAAGAGCGAGCAUGCAGCAUCCGCGACUUGUAGUUUGUUGUAUAAUGACAGUGUCGAACUGUGAAGUUUGCUAAUGGCGCGAUAUGUAUUGAUCGAUAUAUAUCGUAGUUGGGAAUGGUUUGCAUAUGAGAUAGAAACUCUUGGUUUUUUUACUGUGCAAUGUGGUAAGUUCUUGCAGGUUGCAGGAUAAUAGAUAUCAGAAGGCAAUGUUAAGCUCACUCACCCGACGAUUCCUUAUAGCUUCCCAUGUCAGUUGUUAGGUUCGUGGUUCUGUUGAUUCGACUUGUUGAUACUAUUGUGGGUUGAUUAUUAAUAAGAACUCUUUUCAUUAUUAAUUUGGG
Linum tenue is the source of this 1029-nucleotide messenger RNA. The record is from the annotation of a GenBank genome assembly. Lineage: Eukaryota; Viridiplantae; Streptophyta; Magnoliopsida; Malpighiales; Linaceae.